Molecule: messenger RNA, 3619 nt
Organism: Lineus longissimus
Lineage: Eukaryota; Metazoa; Nemertea; Pilidiophora; Heteronemertea; Lineidae
Product: metabotropic glutamate receptor-like
Exons: 3
Coding region: 345-3158 (937 amino acids)
Biological process (GO): G protein-coupled glutamate receptor signaling pathway; regulation of synaptic transmission, glutamatergic
Cellular component (GO): plasma membrane
Molecular function (GO): group II metabotropic glutamate receptor activity
Source: RefSeq, a predicted model, not a curated record
UCGAGGUCGCAUUAGAUUGAGUACACAAGUGAUCGAAGGCAAUAUCGCGAGCAAGUGUCGGGAUAAUGCCCCAACGAAGAAAUGGUAUUCAGUUCGACUUAAAGCAAGAAUAACAUUAGACCGUUUUGCCUUGUCUAUACUGAAGUUACAGAUGGUAAGCCCAUACAUAGGUGUUGAGCUGAUGACCCUGGUCGCCGAUAGCUGCAAUCUUGGUGAAGCUGGUUCGUGGUCUCGCCGCCGGACUGGCACGUAUGUCAUCAGUAGAAGUACGACCUCAGACGAUCAUUUUCUCACGCUACACUUUCCAUAGUAAAUGCCUUGUGAAGAACAGAUAGUGUGACGCCAUGAUCUCGCUUGGUUUCACAUUGUUUACCCUUUGUGCCGCAGUAGUAACAUUUGCGACAGGGUUGGUCCCGGUGCCCAACAUGGACUACAAGGCAUAUGUGAAACUCGGAGAUAUCAAUAUUGGGGCCAUCAUUCCAGUCCAUCAGUACCAUUUCAAUGCGCCAUGCGGGGGCAGUCUUCGGGAGCUCGGCGUUCUUCAGCGAAUGGAGGCGCUGGUGUUCGCUGUCGAGGAAAUUAACAAUCGGACGGACCUCUUGCAGAACAUAACUUUGGGUUACAUCAUCCUUGAUGACUGUUACAAGGAAAGUACUGCAGUAGGAAAAGCAUUGCAAUUUGUUACUGCGAAAGGCACAUGUGACGCCAAUGUGACGACCUCACAGCACUGUUCAAAUGAAACAACAUCGUAUGACGUCAUUGGAUUAAUUGGCUCCGAGAGUAGCGCAAACAGCAUGAGUAUUGCAAAAAUAUCCAACUUGUAUAAAAUCCCACAACUGAGUUACCUUGCUACUAGUCCAGAGUUAGACAAUACGUUUAGAUUUCCAUAUUUCUUUAGGACAGUUCCGUCUGAUUAUUUUCAAGCGAAGGCGAUUUUGGACUUUCUCGCAUACUCUAAUUGGACCUACGUCUCAAUUCUGUACUCAGAUUCUAGUUAUGGUGUUGCUGGGUAUCAAGCUCUUCAGGAGAUUGCGAAAGAUAAAGGAAUAUGUUUUGCUUAUGCAGUAUCAGUCCAAUACAACUUCUCAGACAAAUACUUCGACGAGCUAGUUACCCAAAUCGUUCGUUAUGACAACAAAGCGAGGGCCGUCAUCGUGUACACGCCUUUAGAAGUUGCGAGGGCGAUUCUCGCUGCAGUGAAGCGACGAGGCCACACUGAGACUUUUACGUGGAUAGCUAGCGAUGCCUGGGGUAGGAAUAUUCAGGAUUACGAAGGGUUGGAGGAGACUGCAUGGGGUAUUGUAGCUGUCAAAGUCAACUCUCAAAAUGUGCACAGGUUCGAUGAACAUUUUUCAAAUCUGAUCCCAAGCAUCAGAACAAAUAACCCUUGGUUCCAACAUUUCUGGGAAGACGUUUUUAACUGUUCCAAGGGUGGUUGCAGCUCAAACGAUAGCUUCACUGCGUGCUCCCACUAUACCCCAGAUAUGCUGACGUCGCUGGUUAUUGAUGCUGUGUAUACGUAUGCCCACGCAAUCGAUGACGCACUCAGCAAAAACUGUUCGGAGGGCAGGGACUCAUGCUAUCUCAAUUCUUGUUUAACAGCUGAUGUUCUGACUGCAUCUUUACAGAAUAUCGCAUUCAAUGGCGAAAUAUCAAAUUUUACAUUUGACGAAAAUGGAAAUGGUAUUCUUGACUAUAAAUUCCAAAGUAUACAAAAAAUCAACAACAGCUUUCAACUAGUUCACGUUGCAACUUGGAGUCAGGACAUGGGUCUUGUCUUAGACGGUUCCCCGUUACAGUUCAAAAACCUCUCAACCAUUCCAAUAUCAGUGUGCUCCGCCCCUUGCAAGCCUGGGUACUCACAGGAGCUACUCGACUACGGCUGCUGCUGGAACUGUAAAAUCUGUCGACCGAACGAAAUUUCUGUAAUAAUCGAAGGCAUCAUGAAAUGUACUCCAUGCACAAACAAGACAUGGCCGGAUUCCGAUCGGACGGCGUGUCUGGGACUUAUUCCUGAAUACCUCAGUUACGACAGCGCCAUCGGAGCAACCCUCAUUACCUCUGCCGGGCUUGGCAUAAUCGCAACCUUCGUCGUUGCCAUUCUCUACGGCAUCAAUAAUGACCACAAAUUAAUCAAGGCAUCGGGAAGGGAACUUAGUUACGUCAUGUUAUUUGGCAUCUGGGUACACUACAGCGCCGUUUUUGUCUUCAUCUUGAAACCAACAGAUUGGACAUGUAUCGUGAAUACAUGCACAUUCGGGCUUAGCUUCUGCCUGGUGUAUGCUCCGCUCUUGACCAAGAGCAAUCGUAUCUAUAGGAUCUUUGAGAGCGGUCGCCACGGGAAGAUACGACCGCCAAUGAUUGACGCAAAGUCACAGCUGAUGUUUACGUCCAUACUAGUUUUGAUUAAGGUUGUUGUACUGCUCGUCUGGAUCUUCACUGAAACGCCUAAAGCCAUCACCACUGUGACACUCGGCCGUGAUCAAAACACACUGUCUUUGUUCUGUUCAAUGUCUAUGGGUGCAUUUGGCUGCAUCAUCGGAUACAACCUGCUGUUAAUCCUUGCCUGCUGUUUCCACGCUUUCAAAACAAGAAAACUACCAACAAAUUUUAAUGAAUCCAGAUUUAUUUCAUUCUGUGUGUACACGACCAUUCUGAUGUGGUUAGCCUUCUUUCCUGCGUAUCUCACUCUUACAUUUGGAUACUACAGGACAUUAUUCAGUUGUUUGGCUUUGCUUGUGAACGCUACAGUUGUAAUGAUUUGCUUGUUUGGAACGAGACUGUAUGGUGUUUACUUCGUCAAGAAGUGUGACCUUCACCUGAUGUCUGCUGCAUCCGGGAAGACAGGCUUGAAAAGUGCAGCCAUCGCCGUUAAGGCAACUGUAUCAAUAAACCACGCCGGGACCAAAGUCGUACCCAGGCGAGGGUCUGAGCUGAGCAAAGAAGACGUUGUCAACAAUUCCAUAGAAACCGUCGAAACAUCAAAUUCUGACCUUGAUCAAGUCCAAGUGGCGACCCCACCUGAAAAUGAUUUGGUUAUAGUGUCACCUAGCGGUGCAGGCGAAAAAUAUGAGAAUGGACUUUUGUCGCUUCCAGAAGACAAUCGAGUGAAAAGAGCUGUUAGUUUUGAUGUCAUUGAAAACGCUGAUGAUUGUUGAUAUAAUAUCUCAAUUGAGUGCGGAAUGAUAUAAAUAAAACCUUAGUAAAUGUUCAUAGAGAAAGGCCUUGUGUAAAUGUACGUUAAAUUAGCUGACGGGUCAAAUACACACCCUCCUGAGUAAGGCCGAAGCCGAGCUAUGUACGAACAUUUGGAUAUUAUACUAAAUUAACGAUGCUAACCAUGCAAACGUUACCUAAACAGAGUAAAUGACAAUUUGUUUCGAGUAACCAUUACAACCGUCUUUAUACUUGUAAUCCAUGGGUGCGCAAGUUAUAUUUUUAUCAACAUACUUGUUGUAGAUAUCCCAAGAGACUUCUGUGUUCAUCGCAUUAAAAAUCAUUAGGUUCCGUAAGCUGCAGUAUUUUGCCACACCAGAGUCUCCUGUUUCCUUGACUAGUCCACGAAAUGAAAAGAAGAUGCCCUCAUGGCACGAGGGUCUAAUACCAGAAGCCUUCGCAA